Selaginella moellendorffii is the source of this 1479-nucleotide messenger RNA. Its product is annotated as peroxidase 29-like. The transcript has 3 exons. The record is from RefSeq and is a predicted model, not a curated record. Gene Ontology annotation, biological process: hydrogen peroxide catabolic process; response to oxidative stress. Gene Ontology annotation, molecular function: peroxidase activity; heme binding. The annotation marks the transcript as partial. NCBI's taxonomy places the organism in Eukaryota, Viridiplantae, Streptophyta, Lycopodiopsida, Selaginellales, Selaginellaceae.
GGUGGAGGAAACUUUGGAAACGGGGGAGGGCCUGGUUCCAACUUUGGGGGUGGAAGUGGGGGGAGCUUUGGAAAUGGCGGUGGUGGCCCAGGUUCCAACUUUGGGGGUGGAAGCGGUGGAAGCUUUGGGAAUGGAGGUGGUGGCCCAGGUUCCAACUUUGGAGGUGGUGGUCCGGGUUCCAAUUUUGGAGGUGGAAGUGGAGGGAAUUUUGGCAAUGGAGGUGGUCCGGGUUCGAACUUUGGUGGUGGAAGUGGAGGGAAUUUUGGCAAUGGAGGAGGUCCGGGUUCUAACUUCGGUGGUGGAAGCGGAGGAAAUUUUGGCAAUGGAGGUAGUCCGGGUUCUAACUUUGGUGGUGGAAGCGGAGGGAGUUUUGGCAGUCCUGGAGGGAACAUCGGCAGUGGAGGAGGCAGCGGAAUUGGUGGUGGAAGCGGAGGGAGUUUUGGCAGUCCUGGAGGGAAUAUCGGCAAUGGAGGAGGCAGUGGAAUUGGUUUUGGUAGCCCGAAUGCCGGCGGAGGUGAUGCGUCUGGGAGCAGCGGUGGUAACUCAGGUCUAAGAGUCGGUUUCUACUCGUCAUCGUGUCCAAAUGCGGAGAGCAUUGUGCGAGCUGCCUUCUCUGGGAAUUUUAUUACCGAUCCAACAGCACCCGCAGCUCUCCUUCGGCUGGCUUUUCACGACUGCCAAGUCGGGGGUUGCGACGCGUCCAUCUUGCUCGACUCGAAAGGUUCCAUCAAAAGCGAAAGAGACUCGGACAAGAACUUUGGCAUCCGCCGCUUGGAUUUCAUCGACAGGAUCAAGUCGAUGCUGGAGGCCGCCUGUCCGGGAGUCGUCUCGUGCGCGGACAUCAUCGUUCUGGUGGCCAGAGAAUCCAUCGUCUUCACCGGAGGCCCGACCAUCCCCGUGCUCACAGGAAGAAGAGACGGCACAGCCGCUUCCAACGCCGCAGCCGACAGGCUCUUGCCUCCAGCAACCGUAAGCGUCGACAACUUCAUCAGCCUCUUCGCAUCCAAGGGCCUCUCUCUGGACGAAAGCGUUGCAAUCAUCGGAGCUCACACAAUUGGAGUCGGGCACUGCGUCAACAUUGUGAAUCGGCUCUAUCCAAACCAGGACAGUAAGAUCGGCCUCCUGUUUGCGAGCCGGCUGAGAGUCCAGUGCCCGACGGCCAAUCCCCGGAUGCUCAACAACAUUACAGUGAUCAACAACGAUAUGACCAACCUCGUCUUUGACAACCAGUACUUCCGGGACCUUAUGAACGGGCAGGGGCUCUUCACCAUCGAUUCGGAGCUUGCGCUGGACAGCCGCACGUCGCCCGUGGUAGCGCGCUUCUCCACGAACCAGCAGCUCUUCCUCGACACAUUCUCUUCGGCUUUCGUCAAGCUCACGUCCAGCAAUGUCUUGACGGGACAGAGUGGACAGGUUCGAAAGUACUGCCACUCGGUGAACUAGAUUUAUAGAGUAUUAGCAGACGCCAUUUUGGAUGUU